This is a messenger RNA of Gracilinanus agilis (Agile Gracile Mouse Opossum), 1812 nucleotides long. It is a transcript of the gene TGFBR3, whose product is annotated as transforming growth factor beta receptor 3. The record is from RefSeq and is a predicted model, not a curated record. Bases 1 to 1812 code for a protein of 603 amino acids. The transcript has 12 exons. Lineage: Eukaryota; Metazoa; Chordata; Mammalia; Didelphimorphia; Didelphidae.
AUGGCAGUCAUCCCAGCCAAUGUCUGCGUGAGGCAGAAUGGGGUCUCCCAGGCAGCCACCAGAGACAGCAGACUGUCCCAGGAGACCUCCUUGGCCCUUCAGAAAGAAGAGAAAUGCAGUAAAAGGAAGACUGUUGAGCCUCUGCCCAGUGAAGGCAAGAGGGAGAAAGAGAGGCCACAGCAGGAGACACAUAUUACCCUGCACCUGAAACCCAUCUCAUCAGUGCACAUCCAUCAGAAGUCUGUUGUGUUCUUGCUCAACUCCCCUCAGCCCUUGGUCUGGAAGUUAAAGACAGAAAGGCUUGCUCCUGGUGUUCCCAGACUUUUCUUUGUGUCAGAAGGUUCGGUGGUCCAGUUUCCAGAAGGAAACUUCUCCCUAUCAACAAAAACAGAGGAAAGGAGCUUUCCCCAUGGAAAUGUUCAUUUGUUGCACUGGGCCCAGAAUGAAUACGGAGCAGUCACUUCUUUCACCGAACUCAAGAUAUCAAGGAAUGUUUACAUCAAAGUGGGUGAAGAUCAAGUUUUCCCUCCCACCUGUAACAUUGAGAAGAAUUUUCUGUCCCUCAAUUAUCUCGCGGAGUAUCUUCAGCCAAAGAUGGCGGAGGGCUGUAUCAUGUCCAGCUUGCCUCAUGGCCAGGAAGUACACAUCAUAGAAUUAAUCACACCAAACUCAAAUCCCUACAGUGCUUUCCAGGUGGACAUCGUCAUUGACAUCAGACCAUUUCGAAAGGACCCUGAAGUGGUCAAACAUCUUGUCUUGAUCUUGAAGUGCAAGAAGGCCGUUAAUUGGGUGGUCAAAUCCUAUGAUGUCAAGGGAAGCCUUAAAGUGAUUAUUAUAAUGCAGGUAUCAGCCCCCGGGGAUAGCAGUGGCUGGCCAACUGAUUACGAAGACUUGGAGUCGGGCAAUAAUGGUUUUCCAGGAGAUACAGAUGAAGGCGAUGGCUUCUUCAUAAGCCGGCCUGAAAUUGUGGUGUUUAAUUGCAGCCUGAAGCAGACAAGUAUUCGAGAUGCGUCCCAUCAGCCCCAGGUCCAGAACAUCACUUUCAACAUGGAGCUGUAUGACACAGAUCUCUUCAUGGUGCCCAUCCCGGGCAUCCUAGAAGUGGUAGAAAAUGGGCAUAUUUAUGUUGAGGUUUCUGUUACCAAGGCAGACCAAGACGUGGGAUUUGCCAUCCAAACGUGCUUUAUCUCUCCAUACUCCAAUUCUGACAGGAUGUCUGAUUACACGAUCAUAGAGAACAUUUGUCCUAAAGAUGAAUCCGUGAGAUUCUAUUCACCCCAGAAGACACAUUUCUCUCGACUUCAUGCACAGAUGGACAAAAAGAGAUUUAGCUUCAUGCUCAAACCCAUUUUUAACACUUCACUGCUCUUCUUACAAUGCGAACUCACCUUGUGCACAAAGAAGGAAGUAGAAAACCACAGACUGCCAAAGUGCAUCCCUCCUGAUGAAGCCUGUACCUCUUUGGAUGCGACCAUGAUCUGGGCCAUGAUGCAGAAUAAAAAAACAUUCACCAAACCCCUGGUGGUAGUCCAUGGAGAUGAAACUAAAGCAAAUCCAACCAUUACCAAUCCAGGCGAGACUUCACCACCAAUUUUACUUGGCCUGGACACGCUCACCGUCAUGGGCAUCGCCUUUGCAGCUUUCGUGAUCGGGGCACUCCUGACGGGUGCUUUGUGGUACAUCUACUCUCACACUGGAGAGACGGCAGGAAGACAGCAAGUGCCUACCUCCCCUCCGGCCUCUGAAAACAGCAGCGCUGCCCACAGCAUCGGUAGCACCCAGAGCACUCCCUGCUCCAGCAGCACAACCUAA